Manis javanica (Malayan pangolin) is the source of this 4679-nucleotide messenger RNA. It is a transcript of the gene AHRR, whose product is annotated as aryl hydrocarbon receptor repressor. Gene Ontology annotation, biological process: response to xenobiotic stimulus; regulation of transcription by RNA polymerase II; xenobiotic metabolic process. NCBI's taxonomy places the organism in Eukaryota, Metazoa, Chordata, Mammalia, Pholidota, Manidae. The record is from RefSeq and is a predicted model, not a curated record. Gene Ontology annotation, cellular component: nucleus; aryl hydrocarbon receptor complex. Gene Ontology annotation, molecular function: nuclear receptor activity; protein dimerization activity; transcription cis-regulatory region binding.
GCCUCCGCGCCCCGCCGGCCCGGGCCAGAGACAAUGAUCCCGCCGGGCGAGUGCAUGUAUGCUGGGAGGAAGAGGAGGAAGCCUGUCCAGAAGCAGAGGCCCCCCGCUGGGGCCGAGAGGACAAACCCUUCCAAGCGGCACCGGGACCGUCUCAAUGCUGAGCUGGACCAUCUGGCCAGCCUACUGCCGUUCCCACCUGAUGUCAUCUCCAAGCUGGACAAGCUUUCAGUCUUGCGUCUCAGCGUCAGCUACUUCAGGGUGAAGAGCUUCUUCCAAGCCAUGCGAGAGAAGAGCCCUCAGCCACCGGCAGCUGGAGCCCCCUCACCAGGAGACAGUCCCUACGGACGGCCCCCCGUGCUGGAAGGAAGGCUGCUGCUGGAGACCCUUGAUGGCUUUGCACUGGUCGUGAGUGCGGAAGGAAUGAUAUUUUAUGCAUCAGCCACGAUUGUGGACUAUUUGGGCUUCCACCAGACGGACGUCCUGCACCAGAACAUCUAUGACUAUAUCCACGUGGACGACCGCCAUGACUUCCGUCGGCAGCUCCACUGGGCCAUGGACCCUCCGCACGCAGCGCUCGGGCGGCCCCUGCGCUCAGAGGCAGCAGAGGACGCCGCGCUGGGGAGGCUCCUCCGGGCCCAGGAGGACGGCGCGGGCUCGCCCGCCGAGUACUCGGCCUUCCUGACGCGCUGCUUCGUCUGCCGCGUGCGCUGCUUGCUGGACAGCACCUCGGGCUUCCUGACGAUGCAGUUUCAAGGAAAACUGAAAUUCCUGUUUGGACAGAAGAGGAAAGCUCCCUCAGGGACGGCUCUGCCCCCUCGGCUCUCGUUGUUCUGCACUGCGGCACCUGCCCUCCUUCCCUCCGCUGCCGAGAUGAAAGUGAAGAGCACAUUCUUGAGGCUGAAGCACGGGGCGGACAUCUCAGCCCUGACAGAUGCAAGAGCAAAAGCCCAAAGUCAGUGUGAGCCAGAAUCGCAUGUGAAGCCCAACCACUCAGCAGGAAGGAACAGUGCAGAAAACGGCCUGUCAGUGUUCAGGGCACAGACGGAUGGUGACCGCUGGGCCCAGCUUCCUGCCAGAGCCACGUGCCCUUGCCUCAAGGGCGGCCCCGACAGUGUCCUGGACCCCAGGGUGGCCUCAGGGGGCGGGACACGAGAGGGGCGCGGGAGGGCGCCCGGAGGCUCCAGCACAGUGAGGCGGCGCAGGGAGGGUCACGCCUAUGAUUGCCACUUGGAGGCAGCAGGACCAGCUCAGCAGCUGCACCGGAUGACUGGGGCGCUAGGGCAGGAGGGUGGCACCAGGCUGAAGCUGGAGCCCAGCACGGGGGGUCCACUCCCUGGGCAAGCAGGCGCCCAGGGCAUCGUCCACACCGACAGCUUCACUGCUUCAGGUAGCUCACUUGUCUCUCACCCAUCAAACCGUCUCCCCAGUGCAUACACUGGCCGGCCGGGCAGAACCCUGCGGGACGGAGGCCAAGCUCAUGGGCUGUCUCCCGCCAGCUUCCCCCUUCCCCAGAGGAGCCUGGAGAACGGGCUCCCUCCUCCUCGAGGACAGCGGCUUGCGGUGGGGGGCUACUGUACCCAGGACACCAAGUUUGGAGGCGGGCCGGUGCCCCCCGGAAGUCUGUUCAGCCCCACUCUGUCGCUUGAUGUGCCUAUCAAGAUGGAGAGUGACUCUGGAUCUGAUGAUGCAGCAGACAACUACUCUGUGUCCCCAAGCCAGGUGUGGCUGGGGGCCACUGAUGUGGCCAAGAGACAGCUGGUUACUUUCCCUACCAGGAUGCACCUCAAAACAGAGCUGGGCCACAGACACCAACUCUGUGCCCCGCACCUGGGGCACAGUAUGCUGGGGGCAAACCCCAGACCUGGCUGUAAUCUGGCUCUGUUCCACCCUGCACGCUGUGCCUGCCUGGAACAUGUGCACUGUGUUCCUGAGCCAGAGCCGCCCCCCAACUUCUGUGCACAGGGCCACCAGCCCCCAACUCUGGGCCGCAACUGCAGAGCCCCUGGGACCCUGCCUGUUGUCAAGCGGGAGCCCCUGGACUCACCCCCAUGGGCCACUCACAGCCAGGAUGGGGUGCCCGGGACAUUCCCCAAAAGUGCCUUGGCGACACUGAUGCUGCCUAAAGCUCCCGAGGGCACAUUCCUGCUGUAAAGCAGAGCUUCUCCCAGAACUGCUCCUGCCCACGCUGAUUUGCCCCUCGGCCAGGGGUGGCAUGGAAUCAGAGCUUCUCCUGGUGGCCCCCUCAGAGCUACAGGAGUUCAGUCCUCGGUUGUGUGGGCAGGUAUGCAAUGGUGAGUUCCGCACUUCAUAAAACACCACAGAAAUUCUUAAAUGCAAAGUGCUCUUAAGUCAGUUCGAAUAUCACCAUGUUUCCCUUGGAGGAAUCAGAACUUCUCAGAAAGCAGCCACAGUGGGACCUGUUGGCUCGGUGGGCAUACACACUCUGAGGCAUCUGCAACAGCCCCCGGCAGCUGGCAGGCCACCCCCCAGUCCCCCAGGGCUGUGCAGAGCAGCGACCCAGGUGGAAAUUUGGGAUAUAACGUGCUGAGCCACAGUGAGCACGCUCUCACUCAUGGACAGCGUCUGGGAAGUUCCAGGCACCGUGGCAGCCGCAGGCACUCUGUGACCCCCCAGAGUGGACACCCAACAGGACAAUGCCCCUACUGGCAGCCUCUGCGGCCUCCAGUAGGCAUCUGAGGAUGGUCUGUGCUCAUCUGUCUGUCGGCCCAUGUCCCCAGGAGCUGACGGAGUCUGGGUUUGCAAGUGUAGAGAAAAGAAAUAGCAAGUUGAGUUGACUGUGGAGGCCAUUCUGCAAACUGUCUAGUUUUUCAAAUGAGGAUUCCAGUCAUCAUCCCAGGAAGAAUUAUAGGACAAGUAAAAAUUUUUUUAAGGUAGUACAUUUUGAUCAUAGGAAAUUUAGAUACAAAAGCAUAAAGCAGAACAUGAAGGUCACCCAUAGCCCCAGCCAGAGGUGGUGACCUCUCACAUGGGAUAGACACCAGGGUAUAGAAAUCCCCACCAAGCAGAAGCUGCAGCAGGAGGGCCUCCAGGUCAGGGUCCCUCCGCAGCUGCCCACCUGUGCUGGGGUGGACAGACCCCUCCUCCUCAGGGACAGGGGCAUCUGUCUUUGAAGUCACCUCCAUUGGAAGUCUCCAGAGAUGGCAUGAGCCCCUGGGAAAUGACUGGCUGCUCCACCAUCUGGUACGUUCUGCUCCUCAGCUAGGGUCCCUCCAUCAUCUGUGGCUUGGAGUGUGUGUCCUCAGCUAAUGAUGAGGCCAGUUGGAACGUGCCUGUUCACCUCAUCACAGCUCAGCACUCGCUGAAAGGACUGGGUCUUCUGGACACUGGACUUAGGCACAGCCCAGGGUGCCCAUGCUCCUCGGUUGCCUCUCAUGGGAGGGUGUCCCCUUAGGGUAUGGCAGUGGCUGAAGGUCUCCUCCCAGCACUGUCAAAGGGUCACCUGCCAGAGCCCAGGGUCGGAGCAGUCAGUCCAUGGCUUCCUGGGACCUCCCCAACAGGGCCCACCCAGCAGCUUCUCCAUCUCUGCUCAGCCCACUGGGCCUUGCAGAAGGUGACAUCAUCAGGACUGUCCUGUCCUCACCACGACUGCCAGUCUCCCCUCCCUUGUUAUGAGGCAGCACAACCCCCAACUACCUGCUCCCAUGGGCCCCCAGAACUGUCCCCUCCCCACCCAGUUCUGUGCCAAGCACAGCACACCUCUGCUUUCUGUACACCUAUGGACUCAACCCCUAAGAUGUGGAGUGUAUUUCAGAAUCCCUGUCCUUCCUUCCUGUGCAAACCACAUGCCCAGCCCUCAUCGUGGAAAGCCCCUACACCAUUUUUCACAUGCAGUACCCCCCAGGGUCAGAGGGGACACUAGGUUCUGUCCUCACUUCAUGCACCUGAGAGCCAUGCACCUGACCCAACUGGGAGCAUGUAUCAUGUAACCGGGAAAACAAGGGAUGGAAGAGACGCCCCUCGGUGACAUCAGUGCAUGUGUGCACACCGUAGCAAAUCCCCACAUGACCAGAGCUACAGGCUGAUGCCACACGGAGAGCCUCUCCAAACACAUGGCUGUUCCUGCCACAGGGCCCUGGUGUCCAGGCAGUCAUCCACUCUCCCAGAUGGCACAACCAAACUGGCCACAGACGGCGGGCUUAUUGAUGUGGACGGGUCCUGCCUUAUUGAUGUGUAAUUCAGCGCCCAGGCAUGGGCUCACAGGCUUGUGCACACUUGUGCCCAGGCCCUUCCUCUGUGGGUGGGCGCUACCCCCAGAGUCAGCACCGCUGCUGUCCAACAGCCAUGCCCUCCUAAGAAGUGUGUGGGGACGGUGGUGGGAUGUAGGGGGUGCAGAGGGGCCAUUUCUGCUUCAAGAUGUCAUCAGUGCUAAUUACAGGCUCAUGUUGGCUGGAAGCUUUUGCCUAUAUAGCUGAACAAGUAUUAAAGUCAAAUAUAAUGUGGGAGGGAGAUGGAUGGAAGGAAGCAGAUAAACACAUUAUAUUUUACAUUUUUAUAGUUUCUACUGGAAGAAAAAGUUUUCAGUAUCUAGACUGACUUGUUGAAUUUUUAAAAGUGAAUACACUAUAAUGAAACCUUUUAUACUGUUUCCUCAGUGCCUUUAAAGAUCUUUCAAAUAUACUUCUGAUACUCUUGUAUUAUUGAUGUAAAAUAAAUCACGU